Messenger RNA from Setaria italica (foxtail millet), 877 nucleotides. RefSeq lists its product as uncharacterized. Lineage: Eukaryota; Viridiplantae; Streptophyta; Magnoliopsida; Poales; Poaceae. The transcript has a single exon. Bases 111 to 536 code for a protein of 141 amino acids. The record is from RefSeq and is a predicted model, not a curated record.
CACGAUCAUCAAACUGGUGGCUCAGCCAGCAUCGGCAACACCGGCAUAGUACAGCAGGCUAGCAACUGAGUCAUCAAGUUUCCUGCUGAGCUCCCACCGGCAGCAACGACAUGGAGGAUCACUUCGACUUUGGCCGGAAGAUCUCCAAGGAGGACGAGGGGGCGGCGGUGAAGCCGACGAGGAGCUUCCGGUACGAGGACUACAGCACCAGGCGGGUCUUCCUGCGGAGCUAUCCGCUGCAGUGGGACUGGUCGCCGGCGCCGGACGACGACGAGAAGCACGCACUGGCCGGCGCUACCGAGGCCGCCAAGGUCGGGGACGACGGCGACGAGCGCUGCGGCGGCGGCGGCAGGGGGUGGAAGAGGCAGGUGCUGGAGGUCGUGGUGGAGUGGGGGGAGGACAAGCUGCUGCUGCUCCGGAGGGCCAAGAAGCGCCUGGCGCUCUACUUGCUCGGCUGUCACUACGGCGGCCGCCCGGCGCUACCCUUCCGGUCCGGCGGCGGCUCCUCCACCGCCUCCAUGCUCACCUCGAGAUGAUCGUGCCGCGCGAUCUAUCCAUCGAUCUACAUCUGUUCUUGCUGAUCCUUGUUGUGCUCCCUUUUCUUUGCUCUCUGAAUGGGAUAUAGAAAAUAAGUACACAUAUGCUAGCAAAAAAUUGAUUACCGCAAGUAAAUAGAAUCUGUAGCAGUGCUAAUAUGUUCAUUGAAAAUUAGAGGCAUUGUAGAAAGGUGUUGAUCCCAGGGAAUCUCUGGGAUAGAUUGGCAGCUGAAAAGGUACCACUAUCGUUUCGAAGGGGAAAAAGAGAGGAGAAAACGAAAAAGGCACCACUCACUACUUGUUCCCUUGGAAAAGAAAUUGCACCGACGACCUUUGCAACA